Molecule: messenger RNA, 768 nt
Organism: Perca flavescens (yellow perch)
Lineage: Eukaryota; Metazoa; Chordata; Actinopteri; Perciformes; Percidae
Gene: churc1
Product: churchill domain containing 1
Exons: 4
Coding region: 143-481 (112 amino acids)
Biological process (GO): positive regulation of DNA-templated transcription; multicellular organism development; fibroblast growth factor receptor signaling pathway
Molecular function (GO): zinc ion binding
Source: RefSeq, a predicted model, not a curated record
AUGGGCGAAACCCACGUGACACAGAUCCAGGAAAUUACUCGAGGAGUUGGGGCGUCUCUUCUCUUUAUAUUCUCUACAAACUGUAUCUGGUUGUUUACAGUAUUUUAUCGCCAGCUGACUUGAAAAAGAUUUUCAAGUUAAAAUGUGCAACGGCUGUGUGCAAAAAGAAUACCCAGACCGGGGGAACACUUGUUUGGAGAAUGGCUCUUACCUGAUGAACUACCUGGGCUGUGCCAACUGCCAUCAGAGGGACUUUGUGCUGAUCAGCAAUAAAGCCACAGAGGAUGACGAUGGAGAGGAGAUCGUAACAUUUGACCAUGUUUGCAAAAAUUGUGACCAUGUCAUCGCCAGGCACGAAUACACUUUUUCUGUUGUUGAUGAAUACCAGGAGUACACUAUGCUCUGCAUGCUGUGUGGAAAGGCAGAGGACUCCAUCAGUGUGUUACCAGAUGACCCCAGACAGUCUGCGCCUCUCUUCUAGACCUUACACCUGCAGGUCAUGAUUCACUUUUUAGAUAGCGUCACCACCACGGACGUGUUGCUGGCUGCUGGUGUCUGGAUUCCAAUCCUUUUUUAUCAUGCAUUCAAAAAAUUGUAUGCACGUCUUCAAUUAAGUACACCGCAUUUUAAGUCUUUGGCUGUUUAUAAACUACUGUAUGCGGCUAUCAGUUGAGCAGGACAUAUAACUUAGUAUUAUCCUUCAUGACAACAACAAAUAUUCUGUAUUUGAAUUUACGAUGUACUGUAAAUAAAUAUUUUUACAUUUUA